Trichomonas vaginalis G3 is the source of this 2718-nucleotide messenger RNA. Its product is annotated as dihydropyrimidine dehydrogenase (NADP+) protein. Gene Ontology annotation, molecular function: uracil binding; iron-sulfur cluster binding; dihydropyrimidine dehydrogenase (NADP+) activity. NCBI's taxonomy places the organism in Eukaryota, Parabasalia, Trichomonadida, Trichomonadidae. Bases 1 to 2718 code for a protein of 905 amino acids. Gene Ontology annotation, biological process: uracil catabolic process; thymine catabolic process. Gene Ontology annotation, cellular component: cytoplasm. The record is from RefSeq and is a predicted model, not a curated record. The transcript has a single exon.
AUGGAUAUAGAGGAUAGCAAGGUUACUAUUCGCUCGACCUGUGAGGCACGCUGCGCUCGCAAGGACCUCGUCCAUAACAAAUUCGGAAAGAUUCUUGGUUUUGAGCCAAGACCAUCUCCAACAGAAGACGAUAUCGUCAAAGAGGCCUCCCGCUGCAUUUUCUGCUACAACCCACCAUGCAAUACAUGCUGCCCAGCUAAUGUCGACGUUAGAGAAUACGUUCACGCCGCAUCAGUUAAGAACUGGUACUAUGCCGGCAAGGUCGUUCUUAGCCAGAACCCAAUGCCACUCUCUACAGGUGCUCUUUGCGCCAUCGAAGAAACAUGCGCUGGUGGCUGCAACUUGAACAACUCCCUUGAAGGCCCAAUCAAGACAUCCAAGAUCCAACAAUUCGCACUCCGCAAGUUCCGUGAGCUCAAGAUCAAGCCAAUAUGCCCACCAUCCAAUGGCAAGAAGGUCGCUAUCGUCGGUGCUGGCCCAGCUGGUAUCUCAUGCGGUGUCUUCCUUCGCCGUCUCGGAUUCCCAGUUACAAUCUUCGAAGCUGACAACUUUGCUGGUGGUCUUCUCAUGUCAGAGCUCAUCCCAACACGUCUUCCAACAGAAGAUAUCGAGUGGGAAGUUCAGAUGGCCAAAGAUACAGGCGUCGAGUUCCAGCUCGGCAAGAGCUUAGGCAAGGACUUCACAGUUGAAGACCUCAAGAAGCAAGGAUACCAGGCAGUCUUCCUCGCUUUCGGCCGUCCAGAAGAAAUCGUUCCAGACUUCCCAUGCGAAGGCGCUCUUACAUCCAAGGACUUCCUCCGCCAAGUUUGCGGCGUCCUCAAGCUCAAGAAUGGCGAGAAACUCCCAGACUUCACAGGCAAGAAGGUCUGCGUCCUCGGUGCUGGUGAUACAGCUAUGGACUGCGCUUCUGCUGCCUCCCGCCUUGGUGGUAACGUCACAGUUGCCUUCCGUAAGGACUUCAAGGGCAUGCGCGCUCACCCAGCCGAAUUACACGAACUCCUUGAACAAGGUGUCGAAUUCCUUUCCCUUGUUCAGCCAACAGCCAUCGAUAACGGCACAAUCACAUUCCGUCUUCAGGAAAACAACAACGGCCAGUACCGCGGCUUAGACGAAUUCAUCACACGCAAGUUCGAUACAGUCAUCCUUGCUUUCGGUGCUAAGAUCGGCAAGCACUCAGAGCUCAUCCCAGGCAAGAUCAACGUCCAGAAGGUCGAUGGCCAAGACAUGCUCUUCGUCGGUGGUGACCUCGCUCAGUCACUCACAGUUGUCGAAGCUGUCAACGAUGCCAGAACAGCUGCCCGCAUGAUCGCUGACUACCUCGGCGAGAAGCGCGAGAUCCCAUGCUUCGAGACAGAAGUCGACCACGUUUCCCUCGAAACAGAGUUCUGCGGCAUGAAGUUCAAGAACCCAUCUGGUAUCUCAUCCGCUCCAGUCUCCGGCACAUACGAGUGCAUCCGCAACUGCUUCAAGGCUGGCAUGGGUUGGGCUGUCACAAAGACAAUCCUUCCAACAAAGGAUGUCAUCCGUGAGAACGACUUCAGAAUUGUCAAGGCUGAUGAGAACCCAGGCCCAUCUGGCUCAUUCUGCAACAUCUGCAUGAUGACAGAGCACACAGAGGAAUACUGGCUCGACACAAUCAAGAAGCUCAAGGCUGAGUUCCCAGACCGCGUCCUCGUCGCUUCCAUCGCUACAUCAGAUUCCAAGGAAAGAUGGCAGAACCUCGUCAAGGAUGUCAUCGCAGCUGGUGCUGAUGCCCUCGAACUCAACCUUUCCUGCCCUAACGAAGUUCACGGAGAAGGUGGCUGCAAGGGUGGCUUCGACACAGAGAACAAGAUCGGUAUGGCUCUCGGCACACACCCAGUCUCUGUCAAGCGUAUUUCCCAGUACGUCAAGGAGGCAACAACAGUUCCAUUCUUCGUCAAGCUUACACCAAACAUCACAGACCCAAUCGACAUUGCUCAGGCAGCUCUCGAAGGUGGCGCUGAUGGUGUUGCUAUGAUCAACACAGUCUCCGGCAUUGCCAAGUUCUGGCCAGAUGGCACACCACUCCCACAGGUCGGCAAGGAGAAAUACGUCCUUUCUGGUGGUCUUUCCGGUGACCAGGUUCGCCCAAUCGCCCUCCGCCAGAUCUCUCGUGUCCACAACAAGUUCCCAGAGAUGCCAAUCCUCGGUAUCGGUGGUAUCGGCUCUGGCUACACAGCUCUCCAGCACCUCUACGCUGGUUCAUCCGUCUUCCAGAUGUGCUCUGCCAUCCAGAGAUUCUCAUACGACAUCGUCCGCGAAGUCAACGCUGGCCUCCAGUUCUACCUCUACUCAUGGAGCCGCCCAGAUCUCCGCGCUCGUCUCUCUCACUACACAGAGAUGAAGACACUCCCAAUCCAGGUUCCAAUCCCAGAGGAUACAAAGCAGGACCGCAAGGUUCCAACACUCGCCGAACUCCGCGGCUUAGGCGCUAAGUACGUCGUCCAGCGCGAGUCCUUCGAUAUCACAUGGACACUCCACGCCGAAAUCGAUGAUGCAACAUGCUUACAAUGCGGUAAAUGCGCUCUCUCCUGCCGCGAUAACUCUGUCGAGGCCAUCCACCUUAUUGAUGGCAAGUGGAAGGUCAACCACGAUGAGUGCAUUGGCUGCGCACUCUGCCACUCCGUCUGCCCAGUCCAGGCUAUGCACAUGGUUGAGUCCGAAAAGAGAAAGAACUGGCACCACCGCUCUGAUUAG